AUGAUCCACAUCAAAAACCUCAACGCAGCACCACCAAGACUGCAAAGACUUCUGCUAAGAAUUCAAGGGUAUGAUGUGAAGAUCAAAUACAAGCCAGGCAAAGAAAUGCUACUGGCAGACGCAAUGUCUCGUCUCCAUCCACUACCGGGAGCACCGGUAGAGACAGAAGAAAUACGAGUACACCAUGUUCAAUUCUCUGACCAAAAUGUGUCCAAGCUGCAAGAAGCAACAAAUGCCGAUGCAGAACUCGCAGCCCUUCGCGAGAUCAUACAGAAUGGAUGGCCAGACAACCGACAGAUGAUUCCAAAACCACUACGGAAAUACUGGGCAUAUCGGGACGAGCUGUCUUUUGAGAAUGGGCUUAUAAGGAAAGGCCAGAGGAUUGUCAUCCCCAAAGUGGAAAGACAAAACAUCCUCAACACCAUACACGAAGCACACCAAGGCAUAAUCAAAUCCCAGCUCAGAGCAAAGACAUGUGUCUUUUGGCACAACAUCAAUGAUGACAUUGAAGAGAUGACAAGGUCGUGUGACAUAUGUCAAUCCCAUGGCAAAUCACAACCAUCAGAACCUAUGAAACCACGUGUCUUACCAAAUCGACCAUGGCAGACAAUAGCUGCCAACAUCUUUUCCUAG
This is a messenger RNA of Patiria miniata (bat star), 633 nucleotides long. RefSeq lists its product as uncharacterized. Lineage: Eukaryota; Metazoa; Echinodermata; Asteroidea; Valvatida; Asterinidae. The coding region runs from base 1 to 633 and encodes 210 amino acids. The transcript has a single exon. The record is from RefSeq and is a predicted model, not a curated record.